Molecule: messenger RNA, 2136 nt
Organism: Colletotrichum paranaense
Lineage: Eukaryota; Fungi; Ascomycota; Sordariomycetes; Glomerellales; Glomerellaceae
Exons: 6
Coding region: 1-2136 (711 amino acids)
Molecular function (GO): ATP hydrolysis activity; ATP binding
Source: RefSeq, a predicted model, not a curated record
AUGACACAAAAGCAACUUGGCAUUGACGUUCUGGACCAAAGCAAGGAGAUAUCCACCUUCGUGUCGUAUCUUCUUGACAUUAUCCAGAUUUUGGAGAGUCAAGCGAAAUGCCGCGAUAUCGACAGGCCCGAAAGUGACUCUGAUAGCGAGUCGCAAGGUGAGGAGGUAGCCGUCAGCCAUCCUCUCGGUUAUCAAGUUGUUCAUCGAAUAUUUUGUACAGCCAAGCUUCAUCAGCACGACGGAAUACUGUGUGAAAAUGAGCCAGUCAGUCGAAAGAGCAACAUUUCUGGCGACACAAGGUGGCUCCACGCCGAAAAGGUGAUCCUCAAUCUUGACACGUGGUUGAGCAAGCGGCCAUCGCUUUGUUUCAUUGUCAUCAAGGAACACCGCUGCGCUCAAGACCAGAGAGCUGAAACCCAGAUAUCCAGAGUACGGAAUCAUGCUGGUACGCCCUCAGUCAGGCUGGAGAGGCUCAGAAUCGUGUCGCCUUUACUCCAGAAAGCUUUGAAGCAGGUUGCGGAGUUUCAACUUUACCGUUCAAGUGAACAGGAUGAGUUUGUUACGGAAAUGGAAGCUCCGUAUCUAUUUCUGUUCCACCACCGGAAGAAGCUAGCGGCUCUGGCAGAGACUGGAACAUACCAUGAGGUGAUCUUGCCCCUGAAAAGAUUCCUCGAGGAACGUUACGAGGCUGAAUAUGUGGAAGCCGAGGAGAUGUUUCUUCAGGGUUACGUGAACGCCUACCACGCCCUUAAGUUAUUCAAGCCGAACCAAAUGCUUCUUGUCAAAAAGAAAGGCGAGCCGAAAGUCGCAUUUGUACUAAACUCGUGCAGCCUAGCCAGAAAAGAUGAGAUUAUACUCCUUGGCUGGAAGUGGUACUACAAUGGCCACAACUUGCAGCGAGCUUCUGAAACAGAGAGCCUUGGAGCUAUCUCUGAGGAGAAGACCAAGAUUUGCGACCUCGUCAUUCACCCAAUCGAAUUUGCUAGAGAAGAGGACGCCAAGACCUUGGCUCAAAGGGGAAAAAGGUUCUGGAGCAUGAGAGAUCAAGUGUACAUCUGCUACACAGGAUGGGACAAGGGUUCAAAGCAUCAAUAUGCCUCCGCAAGAUUCAUGGUGGACGCGGCGACAUAUCAAAUCAUGCACAACGACCUCCAUCACCCGUCAUUAGAGCCGCCGCCAACCGGAAAUGAUCCGUGGCCUGUGAGGAUCAGCCGUCGAGAGGAUCUAACUCACAGAGUUGAAAUGCUACUGCCAGCCACUGUGCAUGGCUUCAAUCUCAAAGAAAAAAAAUGGGUCGUCCUAUACGUCGACAAUACGCAUGCAGUAGAUUGGAACUACAAAGCAUUUGAUCGUCUUGUCUUGGAUAUCAAGACCAAGGAAAUGGUUCGAGCACUCGUCGACGUUCAGACAUCGGCGAAGAAGAUGGACGACAUCAUCACUGGGAAAGGCGGCGGCCUGAUAAUCCUUCUCCAUGGAAGCCCAGGGACUGGAAAGACAUUGACGGCGGAAAGUGUUGCAGAAAUCGCAGAAAAACCGCUGUAUCGAGUCACCUGCGGUGACAUUGGCACCGACGCACGUGAUGUGGAAAAGUACCUUGAGACAGUGAUGUACUUGGGGAAAACUUGGGAUUGCGUUCUCUUGCUAGAUGAAGCAGACGUUUUCUUGGAGGAGAGAACUAUGGCAGACUUACAGCGAAAUAGUCUUGUAUCAGUGUUUCUACGGAUCCUCGAGUACUAUGAAGGCAUUCUCAUCUUGACGUCUAAUCGCGUUGGAUCCUUUGAUGAGGCAUUCAAAUCUCGUAUCCAGGUGGCGAUUCACUAUGACAACCUGACCAAGAUGUCACGCAAAGCCAUCUGGCAGAACUUCUUCGACAUGAUUGAGGAGUCAGCGGAGGAAGAUGCCAACAUGCCAGAACUAGAAAGAAGACUCGACCAGUUGGCAUCAGAAGAGAUGAACGGCAGACAAAUCAGGAAUGCGCUACUGACGGCGCGACAACUUGCGAAGCAUCGCAAGGAACGAUUGGACUGGGAACACCUCAGCCAAGUAAUCAAGACUUCUGCUGCUUUCAAUAAGUACCUAAAGACAGUUCGCGGGCACACUGAUGAGCAGUGGGCAAGGGGAGAAUCGCUGCGUUAA